CGAGAUUUGAUGGUUGUCAACAUUCCAAAGUUUUCCAUGUUUUUCCAGCUGCAAGAUGUUCUGCUGGCGGAUCUUAGUGUUUCUAGGUUUAAUUAGCUGCGUUCGUCCAGAAGAAGCAUGGAAAGGUGCGUGGUUUCCCAACGUGCCCGAACAGCUUGCCACCGAAGCGGGGGGAGUGGAAAAGGGCGCUGAAAGUGACCAUGCUGCGACCGGUGGUUCGAUGCGAGUGGCCAUGGGCAUCGAAAAUCCGGAUUGCGAUGAUGCAAAGCACGGGUUGGCGAUAGACUUUGAUCCGUACAACAUCACCCACUCGACGGUUUACAUGUGCCUGGAACAGAAGGCGGAUUAUAAAGGCGAUUACAACAUAGACGCUGUAAUCACAGAACGAAUAGUUCCGCCAACCUACGUUGCCAACCACAAGUGCAUGAACAGCAGCAUAGAAUACGCGGAAAGAAUCCCGUCCUACGGAACUCAUCGGCCACUCUGGCCACGAUACGGCGAGUAUCGAUAUGUUCCGACUCAGCGAUGGCUCCAUAACAGCGAACAUGGUGCCGUCAUUGCUCUCUACCAUCCUUGCGCAAACAAGCAGCAGGUCGACGAACUGAAACAAAUCGUGAAAGGGUGCCUUUACCGGCACAUCAUUACACCCUCUCAGCUACCGACCCGGGAUCGUCCGUUUGCGCUGGUAACGUGGCACGCAACGCUAGAAUUUUCCGUCCUGGUUCGCAACACCGUGGAGUCGUUCAUCGAAAAGUACGCGUUGAAGGGGCCGGAACAAACGCAUCGUGACGGGCAGUACGAUCAUCUGCUACUGGAUCCGGCAAAGGUGAUCUCAACGGAGGACGAUAGUAUCCUGUGUCCCAAGAAACGGCGUGAUUAACCCCCGUAGACGGCCACCGUCUUCCGCUUGCCAUUUUAUGCUUCGAUGCGAGCAGGAAUUAUUUGUACAACAAUCUACAUCGAUGUGAUAACUUUUAUUCGAAAAUAUGGUGCAUAAUACACGAUACCGAUCUGAGGAGGGGCCUACAGCACAGGGCAAGAAAA
Anopheles aquasalis is the source of this 1044-nucleotide messenger RNA. RefSeq lists its product as uncharacterized. Gene Ontology annotation, cellular component: cytoplasm. The record is from RefSeq and is a predicted model, not a curated record. Lineage: Eukaryota; Metazoa; Arthropoda; Insecta; Diptera; Culicidae.